Molecule: messenger RNA, 2229 nt
Organism: Pseudogymnoascus verrucosus
Lineage: Eukaryota; Fungi; Ascomycota; Leotiomycetes; Thelebolales; Thelebolaceae
Exons: 8
Coding region: 662-2170 (502 amino acids)
Biological process (GO): transmembrane transport
Cellular component (GO): membrane
Molecular function (GO): transmembrane transporter activity
Source: RefSeq, a predicted model, not a curated record
GGACGACUCGUUCUUUCCGAGGAAGUGACGGUUAACCACGGUCGUCGGUCGUCGGUCGUCGGCGUCGGCGUCGGCGGCCAGAUUUGAGAGCGCUGGGUUGUGCGAUCCAUGCCCACUCUCCACACGCACGGCAACCAAAAGAAGGCCCGACCAGCCAAUUGUUAAUGCCCCGACCCUCCACGAGAACGUUCUCCACCCGGAAGUUUCCCCUCACUGCGCGUACACGCAAAAGUGGGUUAUGGACAGUACUCUCAUGUACACUAUAGUAUAAUAUUGUAUAGUGCAAUACCUAGGACGGACUACUCAACCCCAGAUCCCCAUCUUUACCCCGCGAUAUUUUUAUUCUUUGCGUACGGGCUGCUGCUAGAACUGACACCCGAACUGACACCCGAUUGUGUCACCAUCCCCAUUUUGGUGCUACGGCCGGCACCCAACAUUGGAUCCCCCUUCCCCAUUUCUUCCCCGCAAAUGGGUUCAAGGUCUCCAACUAACGUUAUGGCAGAUGUCGGUAACCUUGUCAGUUCUACAAAAGAGGGAGUAUACCUACCGGCCAUCGACAUAUCUUAUCUUCUCUCCUCCUUCAUAUUCCCUCUUUCUCUAUCCUCUCAUCCUUCACCCCUCUACUGUUUCCCGCUCAAUCCUCUCUUGAUCGCGAUUCACAAUGUCGUCCUCCCCCAAUCUCUCUAGUAAAGGCGACGAUCCCUCAUUCACCCCAUACGAGAAACACCUCGAGUCCGCCGACCGUCCCUCCUCCGACAAUGCCUACAUAUCGUCAAUGACCGCCGAGGAGCGGAAGGCCCUGACGCGCCGCAUCCUCUUUAAGCUCGACAUCCGCAUUAUCCCCGUUAUGGCGCUUCUUUUUCUCUGCUCCUUUCUCGACCGAACCAACGUCGGAAACGCAAAAGUAUACAACAUGGAGCAUGACAUCAACAUUUCCGAUCACCAGUAUGAUACCUGUCUGGUCAUCUAUUACGCCUUCUACAUUGCUAGUGAGAUUCCAAGUAAUCUGGUCUUGAAGAAGAUCUCGCCCAAGAUCUGGCUACCCGUUCUCACGGCGGCCUGGGGAAUUGUCGCAAUGUCCCUUGGGUUCGUCCAGAACUACGCUGGUUUGAUGGUUGCCCGCGCCUUCCUAGGCGCGACAGAGGGCGGAUUGCUCCCUGGAAUUGUCCUGUAUCUGUCAGGAAUGUAUACGCGCGGCGAGAUGGCCCUGCGAAUUGGUCUCUUCUACACCAGCGCCUCCUUGUCUGGUGCAUUCGGAGGGCUCCUCGCACGUGGCCUCCACGAGAUAGGGACUCGAGGGGGGUUGGCUGGUUGGCGAUGGAUUUUUAUCGUAGAGGGUCUUGUCACCAUUAUUGUGGCAGGCUUGGCCUAUUACAUUCUGCCAAACAGCGUCGAUGAUGCUCUGAACGAGGAGGAACGUGAGUUUGCUAGGUAUAGGCUUUACAACGACAAGCCAAAGACGCGACUUGCAAACGGGGAGAUUUCGACAGAAUCAGAGCGAUUCGCCUGGUCUGAGGUCAGGCGUGGGCUCAUGAGUCCGCAGCUAUGGUUCAGCGCCACUGCGUAUCUGGCCAUUCUUGCCGCCUUGUACUCGUUUGGGCUCUUUCUGCCGACCAUCAUCGUGGGAUUGGGGUAUACACCCAACGAGGCUCAGCUCUGGUCCGUCAUUCCGUAUGCUGUGGCAGCAGUCAUCACAGUCGGCAUCGCCUUCCUCUCCGACCAUCUCCGACUCCGUGGCCCCAUCAUGCUCGCGUCUCUGCCUCUAGCCAUCAUUGGGUAUGCAGUGAUUGCCAACGUCGAUUCAAAUAGGGUCAAGUAUGGCAUGACGUUCUUGAUGGCGACUGGACUUUACGCCACCGUUCCCUGCAUCCUCGGAUGGAUCAGUAACAACUCUGCCGGACACUACAUGCGCGCGACGACCACAGGCGCACAGCUCGCCAUUGCGAAUUGUGGAGGAUUUAUCGCGGCGUUCAUCUAUCCCAAGGUUCAGGGGCCAGAGUUCUUCAUCGGGCAUACCGUGAUCUUGGGAUUGUUGUGUUUUGCGUGGGUGAUGAUCCUGCUCAACGUGUUGUACUGCGCAAAGGUCAAUCGCGACAAGGCGAAGGGAUUAUAUGAUGAGUUUAUCGGGUCUGGCGAUGAUCGUGAUCCGGAGUUUAAGUUGGUGCUAUGAGCGUAUAUAAUGUAAUAGACAUUGCGACUGUGGUUUUGUGCUGUAGUGUCAGGCGGUGC